ACCUGUCUUCUGGCUGUGUAAAGAUGGCAUUAGAUUUGAAAAUGGAAAUAUUCGCACACAAUUCCUUUUAUCGUAUAUGGAAUAAGGGAGUUAAAGAAAAAGAAAAUCUUAACAUUCAUCAGAUUUAUGGAGAAGAAUGUUGCAAAAUUGAAAAUGUCUCGGAAGCAUGUGAGGAGGUCUUGAUAUCAGAAGAAAGGGCUUUCUCUAAAGAAAUGGAAUGUACAGAAACUCCCAUUGAACAUGUAGGCAAUGGAAACCACAGUGAUGAUCUACAAACAACACAUUUCAGUGAAAUAAAUCAAGAUGUAAGCAAAGAAAAGAGCACGGAAGCGAGUUAUCCAGAGGAUAUAGACAAUCAAACAGAAAUUGCUAGGAGAAAGGAGGUCACAUCUACUAGCGGAUCUACCAGCCAGAUGAUUAAAUCCGACAAGGUUGAAAAUUCCUCUUCGUAUUUUCUACCUCCACAACAAUUCAUAGACUCAUUUAUAGACAAUUUAUAUUCAAGUAACACAGAAAUGAAAAAGAAAACCCCGACAUCACCCGAAGUCUUAUUAACAGACCAGACUGAUAAAUCUUUUCAGAAUAAGGAAGCUAAAUUGGAAGUUAUGGCAGCACAGAAAUGUUGCACAGAAAAUGAAGAUGCAAGCAACAACGAUAAAGAGAUAAGGAAUGAGAAGAGUGUGGAAAUGAGUUAUUCAGAGAAUGGAGACGAUCGAAGAGAAAUUUCUAGGAGAAUGGAGAUCCCAUCUACCAGCCAGAUGAUUAAAUCAGACAAGGAUGAAAAUUCCUCUUCGUAUUUUCUACCUCCACAACAAUUCAUAGACUCAUUUAUAGACAAUUUAUAUUCAAGUAACACAGAAAUGAAAAAGAAAACCCCGACAUCACCCGAAGUCUUAUUAACAGACCAGACUGAUAAAUCUUUUCAGAAUAAGGAAGCUAAAUUGGAAGUUAUGGCAGCACAGAAAUUUUGCACAGAAAAUGAAGAUGCAAGCAACAACGAUAAAGAGAUAAGGAAUGAGAAGAGUGUGGAAAUGAGUUAUUCAGAAAAUGGAGACGAUCGAAGAGAAAUUUCUAGGAGAAUGGAGAUCCCAUCUACCAGCCAGAUGAUUAAAUCAGACAAGGAUGAAAAUUCCUCUUCGUAUUUUCUACCUCCACAACAAUUCAUAGACUCAUUUAUAGACAAUUUAUAUUCAAGUAACACAGAAAUGAAAAAGAAAACCCCGACAUCACCCGAAGUCUUAUUAACAGACCAGACUGAUAAAUCUUUUCAGAAUAAGGAAGCUAAAUUGGAAGUUAUGGCAGCACAGAAAUUUUGCACAGAAAAUGAAGAUGCAAGCAACAACGAUAAAGAGAUAAGGAAUGAGAAGAGUGUGGAAAUGAGUUAUUCAGAGAAUGGAGACGAUCGAAGAGAAAUUUCUAGGAGAAUGGAGAUCCCAUCUACCAGCCAGAUGAUUAAAUCAGACAAGGAUGAAAAUUCCUCUUCGUAUUUUCUACCUCCACAACAAUUCAUAGACUCAUUUAUAGACAAUUUAUAUUCAAGUAACACAGAAAUGAAAAAGAAAACCCCGACAUCACCCGAAGUCUUAUUAACAGACCAGACUGAUAAAUCUUUUCAGAAUAAGGAAGCUAAAUUGGAAGUUAUGGCAGCACAGAAAUUUUGCACAGAAAAUGAAGAUGCAAGCAACAACGAUAAAGAGAUAAGGAAUGAGAAGAGUGUGGAAAUGAGUUAUUCAGAGAAUGGAGACGAUCGAACAGAAAUUUCUAGGAGAAUGGAGAUUACAUCUACAAGCAAAUUGACUGAAUCCUAUAUGGAUGAAAAUUCUUCACUUAUUCUUCCUAAACAAUUUAUAGACAAUUUAUAUUCAAGUAACACAGAAAAACGAAUUGAAACUCCCACUCCAACUGAAGUUUUAUCUACAAAACAAAUGGAUAAAACUUUUCACUAUCCAUAUAAAGUUAAGAAUACCUGGAACUUUUGCUCAAAAAGUCGAGAUACAAACGACAAAGUUGAAGAGGUAAACAGUGACAAGAGUUUGGAUGUGAGCUGCUGUUCAAAGAAAGAAGAGGAACAAAGUGAAAUUAUCAGAGAAGCAGACAUUAUAUCGACAAGCCAAAUGGAUGAGCCUGAAUGGAAUACAAACAUUACCCCAGAUGUUUUACUCAAGCCAAAAGUCUUUGAUUUUGAAAAUCAGGGUGGAAGUAUAGGUGAUGAAAUAGAGAAAAUUGAAACAUCACGAGAAGAUUUAAGAAAAGAACAGGAUGAUCGCGAAAUUAACAUUUUUUUGCGAAUGAUUUUGAUUUUAAGCGACAGACAAAGAGCAAAAUUUGUACACCAGGAGUUUCUAGAUAACGAAGUAACUCCCCAGAAUGUACAGGAGCUUCUAGAUAACGAAGAAACUUCUCAAAAUGUACAGGAACUAUUAGGUAACGAAGAAACUUCUCAAAAUGUACAGGAACUACUAGAUAACGAAGAAGCUCCCCAAAAUGUACAAGCUGUUCCAAAUAAAAAAAAGAAAAAAUCUAAAAAGAAAAAGCCUAAUAAGUCUAAAAAGUGAUACUUUUUUAAGACAAGGUUGCUUUUAAAAAGGAUUAAAUGCCACGACAGUAUAUUUUAAUAUUUUAACGCCAAUAGUUUUAA
Molecule: messenger RNA, 2638 nt
Organism: Argiope bruennichi
Lineage: Eukaryota; Metazoa; Arthropoda; Arachnida; Araneae; Araneidae
Exons: 2
Coding region: 24-2555 (843 amino acids)
Source: RefSeq, a predicted model, not a curated record